This is a messenger RNA of Parus major (Great Tit), 2399 nucleotides long. RefSeq names its product ventral anterior homeobox 2b. NCBI's taxonomy places the organism in Eukaryota, Metazoa, Chordata, Aves, Passeriformes, Paridae. The transcript has 2 exons. The annotation marks the transcript as partial. Gene Ontology annotation, biological process: regulation of DNA-templated transcription; brain development; neuron differentiation. Gene Ontology annotation, molecular function: DNA binding; DNA-binding transcription factor activity, RNA polymerase II-specific. The record is from RefSeq and is a predicted model, not a curated record.
UUUCCCAUUUCAGACCCCAUCAGUAAUAACCAAAUUUUGGGGGAUUUUUGGGCACAUUCUUUCAGGGUUUUUUUUUCUUUUUUCCCUGGAUAUUUACAAACCUUCCAAGUUCAGAGCUGGAAGGAAGAACCAAGCCACGAUUUACCUCCAAUUUAUGGGAAUUCCACAGAGCCACUCUUUAAUCCCAUUUAUUUCCCAUUCCACUCACCCCAUAAUAACCGAAUUUUUGGGGAUUUUUGGGUGGAUUCUUUCAGAUUUUCUUUGCUUUUUUCCCCUGAAUUUCUCCCCGUUUCCCGCCCAGAUGCCAAAGGGACGAUCCGGGAGAUUGUGCUGCCCAAAGGGCUGGACCUGGACCGGCCCAAGCGGACGCGGACGUCCUUCACGGCGGAGCAGCUCUACCGCCUGGAGCUGGAAUUCCAGCGCUGCCAGUACGUGGUGGGCCGGGAAAGGACGGAGCUAGCCCGGCAGCUCAACCUCUCCGAGACCCAGGUCAAGGUGUGGUUCCAGAACCGCCGCACGAAGCAGAAGAAGGACCAGAGCAGGGACUCUGAAAAACGCUCCUCCGCCACCUCCGAGUCCUUCGCCACCUGCAACAUCCUGCGGCUGCUGGAGCAAGGCCGCCUGCUGUCCGUGCCGGCCCCUCCGAGCCUGCUGUCCCCCGGUUCCAGCCCCGCGGGGAGCGGCAGCGGCCUGGCCACGCCGGGCCCCGCGUCCCCGGGGCUGGCGGGCGGCAGCAGCCCCCCGGUACCGCCGGCUUUCAGCCUCCACCUCCCUUCUCUCGCCUCUUCCUCCUCAUCCUCAUCGUCCUCGUCGUCGCCGCGGCUGCCGGGGAGGCCGCUGAGUUUUGGGGGGCCGCUGCUGGGCAGCCUGCACGAUCUGCCCGGUGCCUACGGAGCGGGAGCGUCCGCGUUCGAGCCUUACACGCGGCUGGAGAGGAAGGACAAUUCUAUAGCCAGCAAGAAGCCGAGCUCUUAAAACCCACCCAAAACACAAAAACCCAUCCAACCCCACCCCAAAGUGUCAAAAAGUGUCACCUCACUCCCCUCCCAUCCCAAUCCUGAGUUGUCCCAGCCCGGAAUUCCCGGAAUUCCCGGAAUUCCAUGCCGUGGGAACGGCGGCUCCCCGGUGCUGGAGCCUCGGGUGUCCCCCAGGGGUGGCUCGGGGGGGUUUUGUGUCACCAAAUCCCCGCUCCGGGGGGCAGGAGCAGCCUGGGGGGGGCAGGGGGGUGUUCCUUCCCUGGGGGACAAAAGGGACAGCGCGAGGUUCUGUCCCCGCCGUGUCCUGGGAGAAGCGCCGUGCCUCAAUUUCCCCGCCCGCGCCGUGUCCUGGCUGAGGUCACCGUGGGUGCUCCGGAAGGAGGAGGAGGGGGGGUUUGUCCUCUGAGGGUGGCUCCGGUGGCCUGGGUGAUGUCCCCAACCCCGCCGGUUGUCCCCGCGAUGGGGACAAGCCACCCCUGGGACACCCCCAGGCUCCUGCAGACCCCAAAAACCUCCCCGCGCUCCCUUUUGGGGCCGCCCCACCCUGACAAACCCCCCAGGGACCCCCCCGAGGUGUCCCAACCCCGCCAGGGGACAGCAGUGACAGUGACACCUCAAACCCGCUCUGGGGUGGCACCGCGGUGACGCCACCCUGGCACCGCCACACCCCCUGUGUCACCCUGUCACAGCCAGGUCCCUUCCCAGAGCUGCUGUGUCACCCCCCAGGGUGACAGUGGCUUCCCGCGGGGCUGGCCGUGGGGCUGGGGACAGCGGGGACUUGGCAGGAGGUGGCCCUUGGGGAGAGUGGCAGCGCCCUGAGGUGGCACCACCUUGUCCAGGACACCUCGGGGUGUCACCACCUUGUCCAGGUGUGCUGGGGUGGCAUCACUUGGUCAUCCUGUGGUGGCGUUGUCACCCCGGGGUGUCACCACCUUGUUCAGGACACCCUGUGGUGGCAUCACCAGGUACUCCACGAUGUCACCACCUUGGUCAGGCCAUCCUGGGGUGUCAUCAUUUUGUCAUCCUGUGAUGGCAUUGUCACCUUGGGGUGUCACCACCUUUUCAGGACACCUUGGGGUGCCACCACCUUGUCCAGGUGUCCUGGGGUGCCACCACUUUGUGUAGGACACUCUGUGGUGGCAUCACCAGGUACCCCACAGUGUCACCACCUUGUCCAAGUCUCCUGAGGUGCCACCACAUGCAGAGGUGGCACCACUUUGGGUGUCCUGGGGUGUCACCACCUUGUCCAGGACAUCCUGUGGUGGCAUCACCAGGUACCCCACGGUGUCACCACCUUGUCCAGGUGUCCUCAGGUGCCACCACCUUGUCCAGGACAUGCAGAGGUGGCACCACUUCAAGUGUCCUGAGGUGCCACCACCUUGUCCAGGACACCUUGGGGUGUCACCACCCCGAAGUGCCACC